CUCGUAUUGGCGCGUUAUUUACAACUAUGUCCUUUCCAUCAAUAGAUAAUGAAGGAGAAGCUUGCUGUAAAUAAUACCGUUAAUUGAAGAACAACAGCCACCCACGAACUCUUGACAGCAGCAGACUCGCAGUGUCGUGUUCUCAAAAUUGCUGAAAGGAGACUGCAGACUCGUAAUAAUAUUAGCUAGAUGUUCCAGAAUCCUCCAAUAGCAUCCUCUGCUUUGUGGGAGUCAUAUCCGAAAGGUGCUUGCCUCUGUACCAUUGAGUUCAAGCAGCCUCAGUUAUCAGCUGCAACAUCGUAUGGUCUUGGGUUGAAGUUUGAGCAUGGAAAGCUUCAUAAAGGAGGAAGUAUAUUUGGAACCAUCUUUUCUGCCAGUAGAAAGACCAGAGUAGAACCAACUUACAGGAAGAGAGAAGCAUAUCCCCAAAAUGUGGAUCUUCCACCUGUACUACCUAAGAAUAAGAAGAAACCGUAUCCUAUUCCCUUAAAUAAGAUCAAGCAGGCCGCAAAGGAGGACAAAAAACUUGCAGAAUUGGGUAUAGAGAAGCCCCUCGAACCUCCAAAAAAUGGAUUACUUGCCCCUGAUCUGAUUCCCGUUGCUCACCAUGUACUAGAUUCCUGGAAAAUUUUAAUUAAAGGCAUUGCGCAGCUGUUGCACGUUAUUCCGGUAUACGCUUGCACUGAAUGCUCUGAGGUUCAUGUGAGCCACUCUGGUCAUCACAUACAGGACUGUCUUGGUGCAACCAGUGCUAAACGCCGGAGCUUCCACUCCUGGAUCAAGGGUUCUGUCAAUGACGUGCUUGUACCCAUCGAGGCAUAUCAUCUCUAUGACCCUUUUGGUCGGCGCAUUAAGCAUGAAACUAGAUUUCAAUACGACAGGAUUCCAGCUGUUGUGGAGCUGUGCAUCCAAGCUGGUGUUGAGAUCCCUGAGUACCCUUCACGUCGAAGAACCAAACCCAUCCGUAUGAUUGGAAGGAAAGUGAUCGAUCGAGGUGGAUUGAUUGAGGAGCCUCAACCAGGGAUCUCUGCAAAUCCAUCAUCACUUAUUGAUCUCGAUACACAUGGGGCUUGUGGGCGGUUUCCACCUCCACCACCAUCAGAUAUUCCCAAGAUUGCACAGGAGACAAUGGAUGCAUAUGAAACUGUUAAGUUGGGGGUGACGAAGCUGAUGGAUAAAUACACAGUGAAGGCAUGCGGGUAUUGCUCCGAGGUUCACGUGGGACCUUGGGGUCACAAUGCAAAGCUUUGUGGGGAAUUCAAGCACCAAUGGAGGGAUGGGAAGCAUGGCUGGCAGGAUGCUACCGUGGAUGAAGUUUUCCCUCCAAAUUACGUAUGGCAUGUCGAAGACCCCAAAGGACCUCCUUUGAAGGGCGGUGCACUCAAGAAGUUCUACGGGAAGGCUCCGGCAGUUGUAGAGGUUUGCUUGCAGGCAGGUGCACAGAUCCCUGAGAAAUAUAAACCCAUGAUGAGGCUUGACAUUGUUGUCCCUGAAAGUGAGGAGGCACAAUUAGUUGCCUGAAUAUUAGACUUUUUGUGCAGCAGAAUACUGUGACGCAUGUAUAUAUGAUUUUUAACCUUUUGGUUA
Molecule: messenger RNA, 1587 nt
Organism: Pyrus x bretschneideri (Chinese white pear)
Lineage: Eukaryota; Viridiplantae; Streptophyta; Magnoliopsida; Rosales; Rosaceae
Product: APO protein 1, chloroplastic-like
Exons: 5
Coding region: 190-1521 (443 amino acids)
Molecular function (GO): RNA binding
Source: RefSeq, a predicted model, not a curated record